AUGAGCAGAUCAUCACAGAGCGACUUUAUUCCAGCUUCAUCACCUGGAGCUGAGUAUGAGCCGGCUACAUCUGCUACUGAAAUUGAAAUGAAGCAAAAAACGAAUUCAUAUUCUUCAUCAAGCAGCGAUAGCGAGAAGCAUAGCUCAUCUCAUCAUUCUGUGAGUUAUAGCCUCUCAUCUUCUGAAAAUCAUGCCCCAUCGCAAAAAUCUUCUCAGACACCAAAUCAAAAUUCAUUGAAUGGAGGUCAUCAGUUAAAUCAAUCGACUGUAUCGGAGUCUUCAUCAUCAUCAAAUAACAAAGAUCAAAAUUACUCUCCACCAACUGCAGGAAAUAUUUCUGAUUCUUUGAAAAUUACUGGAUCUUCACGUCAUUCGAACUCCGAAAAUAACAAUCCUAAAUCUGCACAGAACACUACUGAUUCUCAUAUAAGUGUAACUUACGAAGAAGAGGUUGAAGAAAUUAUUGAAUCUGUUAGCCAGGAUUUACAGGCCGAAACAGAGUCUGAUAAAGAUUUACCGCAAAAGUUUUCAGUUGCAUCGAAUAAAUCGGCUCUAAAAUCAGACAAUGUAUCAUAUUCUUAUUCGUCCUCAUCAAAAUCUUCUCCGAAGCCAUCUCCGAAAAAUUCAGCAGAUAAUUCACCGAAAAACUCACCAAAGGCAUCUCCCGUUCAAUCACCAAAAUCUUCUCCUCAUAAUUCUCCAGAAAACUCCGAAAAAGAGCCAUCAAAAUCUUCAUCGGAGUCUUCUGAGAAAUCACCUGCUAAAUCUUCAUCGAAAUCUUCAGCAAAACAAUCUCCAAAGAAUUCAUCAAGUUCUAAGCCAUUAGAAUCACCACAAGCCUCAAUUAAGUCAUUACAAUCAUCAUCUCCACCUCCUCCACCUGAUUCUCUUUCUUCUUCCGAUCUUAUUGAGCCAACUCAAAAAGAAAGAGGAAUCAGCUCUUCAGAAGAGGAUUACUCUUACGAAAGCAAUAAUGGUCCUUUGAUCGAAAAGCCGAUAGAGCUCAAGAUCAAUCCGAAAACCGUAAUUGUCUUUACAAACGGCGAUGAAGAUUCAAAUGCCGAGUCUUCGGAAUACCGUACUAUUACAGAACCAGAGUGGGAUGAUCCACAUAAACGUCGUAGGAACGGAGAAAGGAAACUUAAUUUCCAAAAUGUUGUCCAAUCCGCCAAACAAAACGAAAAGCAGGAACCGGCUAUUAAAUCAAGAGGAGUUCCUCGUAGAGCCAAGUUGCCAAUGCCAAAAGCCACUUCAAUUGACCUUGAUAACAUGUUUGCAUCAGAUACUUCGGAUGACGACACAGAAAAUGCAGCGGCAAAGGCUCUCUGCAAGCCACUGAAGUCGAAAUCGAAGUUCCUUCAACAAAGCAGCUCCAGCGAAGAUGAUUACGCAAAUGGCAGAAACUCCAGGUCGAAUGGAGGAAGCAGCCGCAACAACGAUUCGAAUCUACCAGCCUUCAUGCGUCCAUACGAGAAGCAGGGAAAGCCACGUCCGAAGAAAGGCGGAAAAGGCGGAUCUAAAGAUACAUUUGCAGAUGAUAAAGACGAAAGAGAUACACGUAGAAGUGGUAACAAUAGGAAGCCAGGUGAUAAGAACCACGCAUUCCUCGAUAAUCCAGAAUUUGAUGAGCCAUAUCUCAACAAAGAAGGUCAAUUCCUCAACAAGAUGAAGAAUCUCCAGGGAGGAACUCCUAAACUCGACCUUGGAGAUGAUUUCAAGACCAAAGAUCCUCAUAAGAUUGACAGAAAUAACAAUGGCAAAGGAAAGAACAACAACAAAGGCAGAAACUUCGAUUCCGACGAUGAUGACAAUGGAAGAAACAACGGCGGUGGUCGUGGUGGUGCCGGAAAGAACGGAAAACCAUCAAAGAACAAAUUCGGAGUCGCUGUCGGCCAUUCUGACAGUUCUGAUGACGAAGACAACCACGGCGGAAGAAAGAAAGGCCAGAACAACGAUGGAAAGGCUUACGGCGGAAAUGGAGCAGCAGGAUCAAAGAGUCCAAACAACAGAAAUGGCGCAAACGGAAAACACGGAAAGUUUGGAGAUAAUGGAAACAACGGAGACAAAGAUGGAAAUGGAAAACAUGGAAACAAAGGAAAGACUGGUUUCGGAAGUGAUGAUGAACAAGAACAAGGAAAUAACAAAGUUGCAAAGAACAAACAAAGUAAGUUUGGUCUAAAUGAUGAUUCAGAAAACAACGAUGAUGACAGCCUCAGCUCUUUCAACCAGGGAAGAGGAAAUGGAAAGGGAGGAAAGAACGGAAAAGGUGCUGCAGGAAAAGGAAAGAAUGGAACUGGAAAAGCUGGAAGAGAUGGAAAUGGAAACGGUUCUGAUUCAGACGACGACAACUACGGCGGUGGACAUGGAGCAGGAAAAGGAGGCCGUGGUGGAAAGAGUGGAAAAGGAACUGGAAAGAAUGGUGCCAAUGGAAAUGGAUCUGAUUCAGAUGAUGAAAACUACGGCGGACAUGGAGCAGGAAAUGGAAAGGGAGGCCGUGGUGGAAAAGGAACAGGAACAGGAAAAGCCGGAGCAAAUGGAAAUGGUUCUGAUUCUGAUGAUGAUAACUACGGUGGAAACAAUGGAAACGGAAAAGGUGCUGCAGGUAAAACCGGAAAGAGUGGAAAAGGUACAGGAAAGAAUGGAGCCAAUGGAAAUGGAUCAGAUUCAGAUGAUGACAACUACGGCGGCGGACGUGGAGCAGGAAAAGGAGGCCGUGGUGGAAAAGGCGCUGGAAAGAAUGGUGCUGGAAGAGAUGAAAAUGGAAAUGGAUCUGAUUCUGAUGAUGAUAACUACGGCGGACAUGGCGGCAAAGGAAAUGGAAAAGGUGCUGCAGGUAAAGGAGGCCGUGGUGGAAAAGGAAAGAACGGAGAUGGCUCUGAUUCUGAUGAUGAAAACUACGGCGGAAACAAUGGAAACGGAAAAGGAGGCCGUGGUGGAAAGAGCGGAAAAGGAGCUGGAAAGAAUGGUGCCAAUGGAAAUGACUCCGAUGAUGAAUUCGGAGGAAAUGGUGCUGGAAAAGGCGGAAAGAACGGCCGUGGCGGAAAAGGAGAAAGAGCAGGACACGGAAACAAUGGUUCUGACUCAGAUGAUGAAAAUGGCCACGGAGGAAACGGAAAAGGUGCUGCAGGAAAAGGAGGCCGUGGUGGAAAAGGCGCUGGAAAGAAUGGUGCUGGAAGAGAUGAAAAUGGAAAUGGAUCUGAUUCUGAUGAUGAUAACUACGGCGGACAUGGCGGCAAAGGAAAUGGAAAAGGUGCUGCAGGUAAAGGAGGCCGUGGUGGAAAAGGAAAGAACGGAGAUGGCUCUGAUUCUGAUGAUGAAAACUACGGCGGAAACAAUGGAAACGGAAAAGGAGGCCGUGGUGGAAAGAGCGGAAAAGGAGCUGGAAAGAAUGGUGCCAAUGGAAAUGACUCCGAUGAUGAAUUCGGAGGAAAUGGUGCUGGAAAAGGCGGAAAGAACGGCCGUGGCGGAAAAGGAGAAAGAGCAGGACACGGAAACAAUGGUUCUGACUCAGAUGAUGAAAAUGGCCACAGAGGAAACGGAAAAGGUGCUGCAGGAAAAGGAGGCCGCAGUGGAAAAGGAAAGAAUGGUGCCAACGGAAAUGGAAAUGGCUCUGAUUCAGAUGAUGAGAACAACGGAGGCCAUGGCGGCAAAGGAAACGGAAAAGGUGCUGCAGGAAAAGGAAAGAACGGAAACAACGGCGAUAACUCCGAUGAUGAUGGCAGUGACAACUACGGCAGAGCUGGUGCCGGAAAAGGCGGAAAGAACGGCCGUGGUGGAAAAGGAAAGAAUGGAAACGGAAACAAUGGCUCUGAUUCAGAUAAUGAAGAUGGAAGUGAAAAUGGCCAUGGUGGCAAAGGAAAUGGAAAAGGCGGCCGUGGAGGAAAAGGAGCAGGAAAAGGAAAGGCCGGUGCUAAUGGAAAUGGAUCUGAUUCAGAUGAUGAAGAUGGCCACGGCGGAAAAGGUGCUGGAAAAGGCGUCAAAACACGCGGUGGAAAAGGAGGAAAUAACUCCGAUGCAUCAGACAAUGAUGACACAAGUGAUGUCUACAUCCAUGGACAAGGAAAGAACGGAAAAGGAGCUGUUGGAAAAGGCGGAAAAGGAAAGAAUGGAAAUGGAAACAAUGGAUCUGAUUCAGACAACGAAGAUGGUCAUGGCCACGGAACAGGAAAAGGUGGAAAAGGAAAAGGAAAAUCAGGAAAAGAUGGAAACAAUGGUUCUGGCUCUGAUUCUGAUGAUGAAAAUGGUCAUGGACAUGGCAAAGGAAAAGGUGGAAAAGGAAAGAAUGGUGCAGGAAAAGGAAAGAACGGAAAUGACUCUGAUGACUACUCCGGAGAUGAAGAUGGAAAUGGACAUCACGGAGCAGGAAAAGGAGGAAAGAAUGGACAUCACGGAAGAAACGGCGGAAAAGGAAAGAAUGGAACAAAUGACUCAGACAAUGACUACAAUUAUUCUGAUGACGACGAAAACAGAAAUGGUCAUGGACAUGGUGCUGCAGGAAAAGGAAAAGGAAGAAAAGGAAAUCAUGGAAAAGGAGCUGGCAAAGGACAGAAUGGCUCUGAUUACAGUUCUGGUGAUGAAGAUGGAGCAGGAAAAGGACAUCAUGGUCGUAAAGGAAAGAAUGGAGAAAAUUCAGAUGAAGAUGAUUACAACUACAGUGAUUAUGAUGAUGAAAGUGGAAACGGAAAAGGCAGAGGCAGAGGAAGAAAGGCCAAAGGAGUUCAUGAAGGAUCAGGUAAUGAAUAUUACUCAGAUGAUGAUGAAAAUGGAGAUGGAAAGAAGAGAAGAAGACACAGGAAACAUGGAAAGGAUAUUUCUGACAACGAUUACAACAGUGUUUCCACUGAUUUGGGACCAGACAGGAAACGCCACAGACACCACAGAGUUUCAGGACACGAUGCAGGAAGUGGAACUCUCUCUUAUUCCCAGGAAGAAUACUACGAAUACAGCUACAACGAAGAAAUCGAAGACUCCAAAGGAAACACAAAACUCGUCCACCACAAGAAAGGAGACAAGAGAUUACAUCCACGCCAUCAUCACCAUCAUGAUGGAGUUGAAGGAGGAUCAUUGUCUGGAUCGAGAAUGUCAUUCGAUUCAAAUCAAUCGAGUUCCGAUGUUUUCAAGCGUAAAUCGAUGAAAGGAAAGAACUUGGACAAACUCAAACUAAAGAGAGCUGGAAAACAUCUCGAAGCUGAUUACGGAAAUGGAAAAGGCUACAAGAACCCGAAGUACUUCGAUUAUUCCUAUUACGAAGAAGAAGAAGAGGAGGAAGAAUUCCAAGAUUAUUCUCUUUCUUCGAAGACAAAUUCAAGUGAAUUGUUGACAGAUACAAAGCCAAUUCAGCCGAAAUCAUAUUAUUUGAGGAAUGAUUUCUCUGAAUACACAGAUAACUUCAAGUACCUCGAUGAGAAGAGAUACCAUAGAGUUCCACAAAGAAAAUUAGUCCACAAAGAUAAUGAUGUUGACUCCGAAAUUUACUACAGAUUCGGAAAAAGAAAUGAUGAAGAAAACGAUGAAGAAACAACAUCUAAAAUCUGGGAAAGAACAAUGAAGGGAAGAAUCGUUUCAGAAACAGAAUACAAACAAUUAUCUCAUGUACACAAACGCCACAGGAAACACCAUGAAAGAGAAUCGAAUUCUUCUUCUCUCACGUCAAGAGAAACUAAUAAUUCCAACACGAAUGAUUCAGUCAGAAAUCAUCGUGGAAAAGAAGUUAACUCUUCUCAAAAUCUUUCAGAAAUAAAGUCUGAAGAAACUAAAUCUGUGUCUUAUACAAGCAAGGAUAACUCAAAGAGCUAUAAGACAAAUGAUGAAUCAUACACAACAUCACAAAAACAACAACAAGUUAAGAACAGAGAUUUGAACAUUUCUGAAGAAAAUUACAGCACUGCAACAUUGCAGAGAAAUAGAAUGUACUAUAACGGACCAUCAGAAACAGAGAAGUCAAGCGAAAGAAGGAAAUUGGUUAAGAAAUUCCUUCAGGAAACUUCUUCUGAAUCUGACGAUGAAAACAAGAAAUACAAAUACAAAGAUUGGCAAAUGACAGAAGAUUCUCAGAUUUCUAAAUACGAAAAGAGAACAAAGGCAAACUACAAGGAUGAUCCUCCAGACCAUAAGAGAUUAAAGAGAGUUCUCGAGGGCCACUCGCCAAGAAAGAAUUCACCUAGAAAGAAAUCUCCACAUAAAAGGAGACAGUAA
Messenger RNA from Trichomonas vaginalis G3, 6195 nucleotides. RefSeq lists its product as uncharacterized. NCBI's taxonomy places the organism in Eukaryota, Parabasalia, Trichomonadida, Trichomonadidae. The transcript has a single exon. The record is from RefSeq and is a predicted model, not a curated record. Bases 1 to 6195 code for a protein of 2064 amino acids.